UUAAAAAAAGAUGAAGACGAAAAUAAAAAAGGCAAAAAUAAAAAAGACAAAGAUGAAGGUAAAAAAAACAACAAUGAAAAGAGAAAAGACGGAGACGAAAAUAGAAAAGAUAGAAAAUACGAGGACGAAAAUAAAAAAGAUGAAGACGAAAUAAAAGUUGUAGAGGAAAUUUUAUAUGCUGGAAAUAGUCACUCGAUAUAA
This is a messenger RNA of Entrophospora candida, 201 nucleotides long. NCBI's taxonomy places the organism in Eukaryota, Fungi, Glomeromycota, Glomeromycetes, Entrophosporales, Entrophosporaceae. The record is from the annotation of a GenBank genome assembly.